Aspergillus fumigatus Af293 is the source of this 909-nucleotide messenger RNA. RefSeq names its product putative bZIP transcription factor (Fcr3) (gene rsmA). Bases 1 to 909 code for a protein of 302 amino acids. The record is from RefSeq and is a predicted model, not a curated record. Lineage: Eukaryota; Fungi; Ascomycota; Eurotiomycetes; Eurotiales; Aspergillaceae. Gene Ontology annotation, cellular component: RNA polymerase II transcription regulator complex. The transcript has 3 exons. Gene Ontology annotation, molecular function: DNA-binding transcription activator activity, RNA polymerase II-specific; transcription cis-regulatory region binding.
AUGGACUACUCAUUUUAUUCCAAUCCUCAGUCACAGCAGCCAUUCUCCGUCUACGAUCUCCACGGACUACCUACACCCGAUCAGAACAACCCAGCGCCUAAUGGCGAUGAUAUUAAUGAUCCAUUUAGCUCUCUAGUUAAUUAUCAUUCGUUCCACCCUUCCUUUCGCAUUCAGAACCCCGCCGCCCCUUCGUCGUUUGUCCCUCCGCCGCACUCCCCACCCGAAUCCUUCUCCAAACACUCAGUUUCGAGCAAUGAUUUCCCCAAUAGCCAUGCGGAGCCUGGAUCCGUCGAAGGCGGCGACGACCAACUUCAGCAUCGGAGCAGCAGCGAAGAAAAGGACAAUUUGACUCCAGCACAAAGCAAGCGCAAGGCACAGAACCGAGCUGCUCAGCGAGCGUUCCGCGAGCGAAAGGAGCGCCAUGUCCGCGAACUGGAAGAGAAAGUCAGCGCACUCGAGCAAGAAUCCACCACCCUAGCCGCCGAUAACGAACGGCUGAAGCGGGAGCUGGCCAAGUUCGCAACUGAGAAUGAGGUCCUACGGGCUACCACGGGCCAAUUGGCGAGCUCGCAAGGCCGUCAUCUGGACUCGGAGCCAACCAUCACAGGUCCGAUGAAGUACACCCCUACUGACUUUUACACGAACCUCGUGCCGAAGGGGGAGCCGGCGCCUACACAUCGAGUGACGGUCUGUGAGAAGACGGGCGAGAGGCUCCUCGAUGCCGGGGCGACCUGGGAUCUGAUCCAGGGGCAUGAGCUGUACAAGCAGGGUCUGGUCGAUAUCGGGGAUGUCUCUAAUCGUUUGAAGGGAAUGGCUCAGUGUAAUGGACAGGGUCCGGCGUUCAGGGAGGGCCAGGUGCUCCAGGCCAUUGAGGCGAGUGCUGCGGCUUGCCGCGAUGAAUUGAUAUGA